CUCAAUCCUCAUUUUUGUAUUACCUGCUCCGAUUUGGAUUUGUAACUUUUGACCUAGUGGGGCUAACGUGUUUGGUUUCUCUUGAUCUGUAUCUUGAAUUUGGUUUCUUGGUGUUUGAGAACAAUCGAAAUCCAGGACUGUUAAGCAGGAAAUAUUGCUUCCCAUUUAGAUUGAGUUUGUGGAGUAUUUUGCAUGAUUCCACUUUAUUAGUUAGUAAUAGGAACUCACUUAAUGCACAAGUGCAGGAGUAUUUUCUCGAUGAGAUUAAAUGGUUCAACUUGCAGUUUGAAUUGUUCUUAAAUCAACUCUUCUAUGGAUUGAUGAUCUAUGAUUGAUGAUCUAUGUACGGCCUAGUUUUUCUGUGAUAGGUUGUACAAAAUGUUCGUGUGGUUACAGACGGAAAUUUCUGGGUGGCCACGGAGACAAGUUUAUGUGCCACAGGACUGCUGUUACAAAUUCCCUGAAGGUCAAAUGACGAGUGGGGCUUUCUAUCUUCCCCUGCUGUGAUUAUUUUCUAUUCUCUUCAUUUUAACAGAGAGAUGGAAGUUCUUUCUUGCUGUACACCAUUUAUUUCUCUUCCCACCGUUUCACUCAAAUCCAGGGGCUCUCCAGUGAAGCCAGUUAUGUGCUCAAUUGUUAACAUUAUCCAAACAAGAAACUCUAUGUUUCGAAGGAAACAUGGUGGUACAAUGUGGGAUCCUUUCAACCGUAACUUGGAUGUCUAUCAACCAUUUUAUGAUAUUAAUUGGCAAAGUCGGUGUAAGGUGCCACGAAAUAUUGUUGUGCGGUCCGAACUUGCUGGAACUGGGUCUCCUCAUGCUGCCUAUCCACUUGCAGAAACUCAGUUGGGCUCAAAAGUGAGAGGAAUUUGUUUUUAUGCUGUGACUGCUGUUGCUGCCAUUUUUCUUUUUGUGCUCAUGUUGGUGGCUCAUCCUUUUGUUAUCUUAUUUGAUCGGUACCGAAGGAAAGUACAUCAUCUUGUUGCAAAGAUUUGGGCAACUUUAACUGUUCUUCCAUUCUUUAAGGUAGAAUUUGAGGGAUUAGAGAAUUUGCCACCACCAGAGACCCCUGCUGUAUAUGUUUCUAACCACCAGAGUUUUUUGGACAUCUAUAUUCUUCUAAUUCUUGGCAGAAGCUUCAAAUUCAUUAGCAAGACUGGAAUUUUUGUCUUUCCUGUUGUUGGAUGGGCAAUGUUCCUAAUGGGUACUAUUCCCUUGAAACGAAUGGACAGCAAAAGUCAAUUGGACUGUCUAAAGCGUUGCAUAGAUCUAGUGAAAAAGGGGGUUUCUGUUUUUUUCUUUCCUGAGGGAACCCGGAGUAAAGACGGGAAGAUGGGAGUAUUUAAGAAAGGUGCAUUUAGUGUUGCGGCAAAAACUGGAGCACCAGUUGUACCAAUUGCGCUUUUGGGAACUGGCAAUCUUAUGCCUGCUGGGAUGGAGAGCACAUUGAAUUCGGGAACUGUGAAAAUUAUCAUUCACAAGCCUAUAGAUGGAAACAAUCCAGAGAUAUUGUGUGAGAAGGCAAGAAAUACUAUAGCAGAUGUUCUCAAUCAUCAUAGCUGAGUUGUGCAUUGUGUAAUUUUUGUUUCGUUUUUCAAAUUUAUGGUGUAGAAGAGAAGGUUUAAUUUGAAAGGUAUAAAUUAAUUGCAA
Molecule: messenger RNA, 1649 nt
Organism: Macadamia integrifolia
Lineage: Eukaryota; Viridiplantae; Streptophyta; Magnoliopsida; Proteales; Proteaceae
Product: 1-acyl-sn-glycerol-3-phosphate acyltransferase BAT2, chloroplastic-like
Exons: 7
Coding region: 540-1562 (340 amino acids)
Biological process (GO): phosphatidic acid biosynthetic process
Cellular component (GO): membrane
Molecular function (GO): 1-acylglycerol-3-phosphate O-acyltransferase activity
Source: RefSeq, a predicted model, not a curated record